UUGAUUUAUCAUGGUAUCAGAGUGCGGUUCGUGCUCUUCUUCUUCCGCAUAAAACAAACUGGAGGAACACAACAGCUUCAAUCUUUUGUCCAUCUUUACCGACAUGGCCGAUGCCCAAAAGAAGAUUCAGAAAUUAAUUUCUGAUAUCUCCUCGCCUUAUUUUUUGCACUUUGCUGAUCAUCCUCGAAAUCCCUUUGUUGAUGUUGCCUUGACCCACACAAACUAUGGGUCUUGGAAUCGUGCUAUCACCAUGGCUCUUUGUGCGAAAAAUAAAUUAGGCUUCAUCGACAACUCACUCCCGUCCCCAACAGAUGAGGAUAUUAAGCCCCUUUGGAAACGAGUUUCAACAAUGGUUCUUUCAUGGAUGCUUAAUAGCAUCGACAACUCGAUCACGCCAAGUUUAACAAGUUGUUGCCCGCCAUAUGAACUGUGGUGUGAACUCGAGUCAAGAUUCACUCAAGGCAAUAAUGCUACCAUCUUCAAAAUCCAAAGGGAGAUCGGCAAUCUUCAGCAAGGUCUUCUUCAGCUUCAUCACAUUGCUUCCACUGAUCAACUCGCGGACAUUUUCACCAAGGCAUUAGGGGUUGACCAAUUUCGCCACCUGACGUCCAAGAUGAGCAUUACGCCUCUCCAUGCUCCAUCUUGAAGGGGAGUAUUAGCGGACAUCACGGGAAGAUCGCUCCACACACGGCAGCAAUCAAUUAGGAUCAUGAUUAGUCCCAUAAUUAUUGGAUUAUUAUUUUACAUUCCAUACUUAUCCUUUCCUAG
This is a messenger RNA of Rhododendron vialii, 768 nucleotides long. RefSeq lists its product as uncharacterized. The transcript has 2 exons. Lineage: Eukaryota; Viridiplantae; Streptophyta; Magnoliopsida; Ericales; Ericaceae. The coding region runs from base 104 to 646 and encodes 180 amino acids. The record is from RefSeq and is a predicted model, not a curated record.